Molecule: messenger RNA, 3024 nt
Organism: Orcinus orca (killer whale)
Lineage: Eukaryota; Metazoa; Chordata; Mammalia; Artiodactyla; Delphinidae
Gene: AAR2
Product: AAR2 splicing factor
Exons: 4
Coding region: 279-1274 (331 amino acids)
Biological process (GO): spliceosomal tri-snRNP complex assembly
Source: RefSeq, a predicted model, not a curated record
GUGGCCUCCUGUCCUCUUUUAACUCCUCUGCUUUCUUUGUCUGUGUGGUCCGGCCACCCCUCUUCCCAGCUUGGGAUCGCGGAGGGCCCUGCACUAGGGCACCUAGCGGGGACUGGGACAUCCCCGUCUGUGGGCCGGUGGUGGGACCCACCUGUCUCUACAGGCCUUGCUCCCUGAGAAACCGUCACCAGAUACACCGUCGCCAGGACUUCCUGGGGCACCCGCGCUGUUCUGGAAAACUAGAAAAGUUUUCUUUUUGGUCACUCACCACUGGUCCCAUGGCUGCCAUGCAGAUGGAUCCUGAGCUUGCCAAGCACCUCUUCUUUGAAGGGGCCACUGUGGUCAUCCUGAAUAUGCCCAAGGGGACAGAGUUUGGCAUUGACUACAACUCCUGGGAGGUGGGGCCCAAGUUCCGGGGUGUGAAGAUGAUCCCUCCAGGCAUCCACUUCCUCCACUACAGCUCUGUGGACAAGGCCAAUCCCAGGGAGGUGGGCCCCCGUAUGGGCUUCUUCCUUAGCCUACAGCAGCGGGGGCUGAAGGUCCUGCGCUGGGAUGCAGUCCAGGAAGAGGUAGACCUGUCCCCAGCCCCAGAGGCUGUGGUGGAGGCCAUGAGGGCCAACCUCCAGGAGCUGGACCAGUUCCUGGGACCUUACCCAUAUGCCACACUCAAGAAGUGGAUCUCACUAACCAACUUCAUCAGCGAGGCCACAGUGGAGAAGCUCCAGCCCGAGAGUCGGCAGAUCUGUGCCUUCUCAGAUGUGCUGCCUGUGCUCUCCAUGAAGUACACCAAGGACCGGGUGGAGCAGAAUCUACCCCGCUGCGGCACUGAGUGCAAAAGCUACCAGGAAGGCCUGGCCCGGCUGCCCGAGAUGAAGCCCAGACCUGGCACAGAGAUCCGGUUCUCCGAGCUGCCCACACAGAUGUUUCCGGCAGGUGCCACGCCGGCCGAGAUAACCAGGCACAGCAUGGACCUGAGCUAUGCUCUGGAGACCGUGCUCAGCAAGCAGUUCCCCCAAAGUCCCCAGGACGUGCUAGGUGAACUCCAGUUUGCCUUUGUAUGCUUCCUGCUGGGGAACGUGUACGAGGCAUUCGAGCACUGGAAGCAGCUCCUGAACCUUCUGUGCCGGUCAGAAGAGGCCAUGGUGAAGCACCACACCCUUUACGUCAACCUCAUCUCCAUCCUGUACCACCAGCUUGGUGAGAUCCCCGCCGACUUCUUUGUGGACAUUGUCUCCCAGGACAACUUCCUCACCAGCACCUUACAGGUUUUCUGAUCUUACGAACAGUGCUGCCGUGGAUAUUCAUCUGCAUUUCUCCUAACGCUCUUCAAAAAUGUGUUGUGUUCCAGGGUCGGCAUCACCUGGAAACUUGUUAGAAAUGUAGACUCCUCAGCCCUGCCCUAGACCUGCCGAAUCAGAACCUGCCUUUGAACAAGAUCCCUGGGGGAUUCCUAUGAACACUAAAGUUCGAGAAGCAUUGGCCCAGGCUACGUGUGCAGGGUUCUCUUGGGCACACGUAUCCAGGAGUGGAUUUGCUGGGUCACAGUGGUGUUGAAGUACAGAGAGCUGCACUGAUCUACAUCUUUACCCACACUUGGUAUUGUCAGACUUUCUCAUUUUUGCCAGUCGAAUGGGAAUAAAGUGGCAAUUCAUCACUGUCUGGACUUACCUCUCCCUGAUGACUAAUGAGGUCAGGCAACUCGUGUUUACCGGCCAUGUUUCCCUUCUGUGAAAUGCCCUGUUGGUGAUUUUUGCUCUUCUGGGCUCACUCAGCUCUACCCCUGCCUUUGCACUUGCUAUUCUCUCAGCCUGAAACAACUUCCCCCUUCACUGCCCGGUGUCAGUUCUUCCAGGAAGCCCUCCACGACUGCUGCUCAGGCUGUGAGCCUCUUCAGCCUCACUGGCAGGAAAACUUGGUGUCACUGUCCCUUCAUUUCAUCUCCUGGAGGCUCUUCCUCACCAAAGAGAUCGCAAACCUUAUGGCUUGGCCCCCACAGAGUUUUGAUUUUUUUUUUUUCAACUUAGUUCCAUCAUUUAAAAUUUGGAAAAUUUUGUAUUUUAAAAAAUCUGAAAAAUUUUCUAUUUUAAAAAAUCGGAAUUGCUGAUUUAUCUUCAAAAAACAAGAUGUAACCCCACUGGGCCUCUUUUUCUACAUGGCAACAAUCAGCUGGUGCUGAGUAGGGGCUGCCCCUGCCAGACCAUGUGUCACAGUCCCCACACCUCCAUGCUCACCGCCUGCUUAAUGACCUGCCUGGGCUCUGUGAGCAUUUAAGUUUGUGACGCUUGCCUAAGCACACCAGUUGUUUAUUCCUCUAAAUCUCUCCCAUCCUUUUCCUUCUCCCCGUAACUCUGUCUCUGUCCCCCCUCAGGCCUUCACACCUGUCCCCUGGACUGUCACACCAGCCUCCCCACGACCUUGCUUUUCUAGUCUUGCCCCUUCCAGUCCACUGACCAUGUCACAACCCCACUCAAGAACCAACAGUGGCUCCCCAUUGCCUUCCCAGGCAUCUCCUGACUUUCUAAAAAAAAAAAAAAAAAAAAAAAAAGCAGGGACUUCCCUGGUGGUCCAGUGGUUAAGACUCUGCGCUCCCAAUGCAGGGGGCCUGGGUUUGAUCCCUGGUCAGGGAACUAGAUCCCACAUGCUGCAACUAAGACCCAGUGCAGACAAAUAAAUAAAGAAUUAUUUUUAAUUUAAAAAAAAAGCAUUAUUACAUUAUGAAUAUUUCAUGUUCACAACAAAGUCUAGAGAACAGCAUAAGAAACACCCAUGUACCCACCACCCAGCUUAAGAAAUAAACCAUUUCAAGUGUAAUUGAAGCCCCAUUACAUUCCCUUCCCUUUCUCCCUCUGGGUCACUACUCUCUUGAAUUUGCUCUUUAUUACUGCCAUGUGUGUUUUUAUGUAAUACACUUAUAUUACAUAUGCAUGUGUCCCUAAACAAUAUAUAGUAUUGUGGGUUUUCAAACUUUAUAUAUCUGGCAUCAAACUGUGUCUUCCAUCUGCAAUUUGCUUUUUUCAUCCAAUG